CACCAUAGCACCCCGUCCCUCACAAUAUAAGGAAAAUAAAUUCGUCACGAUGUACAUCUCCAUCCUCCUCUCCCUCCUUCUCGGAAGUGUAUACGUAAGCGCACAAACACAAUACACGGCCACAGCCCCCGCAGCAGUCGAGAAGGCUAGGGCGACGGCCCUGACACUGAGUCCGACGUCGAAUGUGCAGGGGAGGAGUUUCAACCGUUUCGUCACGAUUUGGUGUGAGAAUACGGAUUUUGCUAUCGCGGCUGGGGAUCGUAUGUUUUCUUUUUAUUCCGUUUGCAAAUCUAGAACUACUAUGAGAAAGAGAUGAUUUCGAGGUGGUUUAAACUUGGGGGGAGUAUAGCGAGUAGAUUACUUGACUGAUAGAUAUAAUUACAUUUAGCGAACUUCAAAUACCUCGCCUCGCAAGGGAUAACGCUCACGAAUUAUAAGGCGCUUACACACCCCUCGCAAGGGAACUAUGUUGGUGCUGUUGGCGGGUGUAUGUCUACCCAUCUACCAUCUACCAUCUAUAAACCCCACAUCCAUCCCCUUCCCAAGCAGGGGAAAUGCUAACCAGAUAUUCCAGCUCUAAAUGGCGUCACAGGUGACUCCUUCACCCGAAUCAGCCCGUCCGCAAAGACGAUCGUAGAUCUACUGGAUGCGAAGGGAGUGAGUUGGAGUGAGUACCAGGAAGAUAUGCCGUAUAGUGGGUUCGAAGGGAAUGCGUGGGUGAAUCAGAAGAAUGGACGGAACGAUUAUGUUAGGAAGCAUAAGUAAAUUUCCCCUUUCCCUUCCCCUUCCUUUUCAUCUCAUCUCAAUAACAGAGGAAAUAAAUAAGUCCUAACACCACCCAUCCAGCCCCCUCAUAAGCUACGACUCCAUAACCACCGACCCCAACCGCCUCGCCAAAAUCAAGAACUUCACCAUGUUCGAACGGGAUCUGGAAGCGGAUAAACUCCCACAGUGGUUAUUCAUAACUCCCAAUAUGAGUUCGUUGUCAUUUCUCCUCUCUCUCUCCUCCCUUUCCCUCAUAAUCAUCUUUGUUGAUAUGAACUUGUAAGCGAGGAGAAUCACGAUUCUAAUAAUAUGUAAACAACCACAGCCUCCGACGGCCACGACACCAGCGUAACCGUCGCCGGAAAAUGGACACGAGAUCUUCUCGAUCCUCUCCUCAAGAACCCCAAAUUCAUGGAUGGGACGCUAGUGCUAGUCAGUAAGUUACCUCCCCCCUCCCCUCUCAUCCCCUCUCUUCCACCCCAUCCCCCCAUUUUUACAAACAAACCAAACCAACAACCCCCAGCCUUCGACGAAACCGAAUCCUACACUGCCGCCAACCGGGUCCUCGCCCUUCUCCUCGGGGACGUAAUCCCGACUUCCCAAAAGGGAACCAGCGAUAGCAAGGCGUACACGCAUUACUCGCAGAUGGCGACGGUAGAAAGAAAUUGGGAUCUGGGGAGUCUGGGGUUAGGUGAUGAGGGGGCUUUGAGUUUUUUUACGGGGUGAGUUGUCAAGGUGAG
Hymenoscyphus albidus is the source of this 1505-nucleotide messenger RNA. NCBI's taxonomy places the organism in Eukaryota, Fungi, Ascomycota, Leotiomycetes, Helotiales, Helotiaceae. The record is from the annotation of a GenBank genome assembly.